This is a messenger RNA of Xiphophorus hellerii (green swordtail), 603 nucleotides long. RefSeq names its product armadillo repeat-containing protein 4-like. The transcript is spliced from 5 exons. The record is from RefSeq and is a predicted model, not a curated record. Lineage: Eukaryota; Metazoa; Chordata; Actinopteri; Cyprinodontiformes; Poeciliidae. The coding region runs from base 1 to 588 and encodes 195 amino acids.
AUGACACUCCGAAUGAGCUCUACUGAAGUGGUGGCUGUAGACGAAAGAGAAAACAGAGAGAUCCACAGUUUGAUUCAUCUCAGGCUCGGGUUUCAGGAUGAUGAUGUCACAGACAGUGAGAUGAUCCAUGUGUCUCUUGAUGCUUUAGUUUGUAGAGGUGGGACAGCUGUACAGUCCCUUGAAAAAGACAGUGAGGGGAAGCCACUGUUGCAGUUUUUUCCACCUUUUGUUUCUGUUCGUACCAUCAGCCAGCUCUCUAAACUGCUGCAACUGGCAGCUGACAGGAAGCGUCAAGAGCUCCAAGCGUGUCUAGAAGAAAAUAGAGACCUCAUAGCUAAGAUUGUUGGCCAGCGUCUCGUCAACACACCAGAGGAAAACCUCUCAGCUCUGGAGUUAGAUAUCAGAGUCAAGCUGUUUAUCCUGCUCAAACACAUUGAUGAAAAGAUCCUCAACAAGUUUGUUGGAGAAAUAGCAAAACAAGUCAAGCUUUUACCCACCGCAGUGGAGGAGGAAGUGGAGUUCUUGAAACAGUACUGCACUGAAGGGGGGAAGAGGCUGCUGAAGUCACUAAGAUACACAUCAGGUUGAAAUCUUCUUCACAAU